Molecule: messenger RNA, 1450 nt
Organism: Bursaphelenchus okinawaensis
Lineage: Eukaryota; Metazoa; Nematoda; Chromadorea; Rhabditida; Aphelenchoididae
Source: the annotation of a GenBank genome assembly
AUGAUUAUUGGGUUAACAUCAGGUUUUGGUGUGCUUAUUGUGGCAUCGGUUGAGGUAAGCCGUCUACUUUACCUUGAUUUUUACUUUAUUGUAUCAUUUCAGAGCCCUCGCUUGGGAGGAGGUAAUUGUGAGUGGAUCUAGUACAGAAAAACUCUAGUGUAUCACUUUAUUAGUUUCUGUACCAUUUUACUAUGUUAUAGCAUGUUUUGUCAUUUCAAAAAUUUUCAGGCAACACAUCUCCCACUACUUCAUAUAAUCGGCUGUGUUAUGGCGUUUUGCGGCGGUAUCUUUUACAUUUGGAUAUUUUUGGUAUUGACGUUGAUCAUAAAGCCUAGCCCUUCAAAAACGCCCAUUUCGAUCACACGAGGAGUCAUCAUUUUCUUUGCAUCGUGCUCAUUUCUAGUCCUAAUCAUUUUUCAAUCGAAUGAAAUUGGAAACAGGACAGCCGAGGUUACACUGAAAAAAGAAGGCGGCAGCUAUGUUUUGAGAGCACCUUGGGAGGUGGGUUUUUUAUAGUGUUACCUCGGUAGCUAGAACAAAGCCGUUUACAAAAUGACCUUACGCUUUUAAGAACAGUACUAAUGACGGGAUAAAAAUGGUGCCAUUAUAGGAAUGGUACCUCCUAACAACACAUUGUCAAUGGGUUCUGGCCUUGUCCUUUCUUUUUCUGAUCUUAACAAUCAGUUUCGAGUUAGGCCCUUUUGAACUUCAUGACCAUAAAUUGCACAAAACGAUCGACGCAUUAUGUCUAGAGGAAGAACAACAACAAGCGACCGAAAAUGCCAAUGCAAAAAAUGCUAACCCAACUGGUAACAAUAUAAACCCGGCUGGAAUAAACGCCCCAGUAAAUGAAGGCGGUGACGUCUCAUCGGCAAGUGGAGUCCAGUUUUCGACUCCAAAUGCAACUCCAGUAUCAACACCAGUAGGAACCUUAUCAGCCGAACCAAGUCAACUUUCAACUCCAGUUGUGACCUCAGCAUCAACUCCAGGAGCCUUUUCAGCUGAACCUAGUCAAUUUUCAACUCUAGUUGUGUCUCCAGCAUCAACUCCAAAAACUUUAUCAGCCGAGCCAAGUUUCAUUGUGAUACCAACCGAAAAUUCGAAUCAAGCCGCUUUGAUCAACCGCCCAAUGACAGCAGAAUCGUUGGAUGAAUUACGAAGUGAAAGACAAAACCCAACCGGUUCGAGAAGAGUUCUAUCACCAAGUCAUGUCAGAAACCCGUCGCCCAAUAGUACUGCCAGUUCAUGCAGCAACACACCAACCACUCGACCAAUGACAGCAGAAUCAUUGGAUGAAGUACGAAGUGAAAGGCAAAACUCGACCGGUUCGAGAAGAGUACCAUCGCCUAAUAAUGUCAGAAAUCCGUCGCCCAAUAGUACUGCCAGUUCAUACAGCAACACGCCAACCAGUCGAUCAGUCGGAUCUCAAACUCCACAGAGAAAUUUGUAA